UCUACCGAAAGCAGCAUCAUUUGAAUUGCAAGCAACGAUUGGGGAUCUACAAGAAUUUAAUCUUAAACGCAAAAUGGCCUGUUUAAUUCUCCUUCUGAGUGCCCUGUGUGUACUUGCCCAAGGAACGCAUCUGUCCCAUGUCGGUCACGGAUCCUUUCCCGAAGCUCAUGGCCAUGGGCAUGUUUCGGUGGGACGCGAAUACCUUCCGGUGGAACACGGAAUCCCCAUUCCUAUUGGACAUGGAUCUUCCCAUCACUAUGGUCUUGAAGCUCCACAUGCACACCAUCUGCCGCUUGCAGGCCUAGGCUUUCCUCAGCAUCACGGUCAUAUAAUUGCACAUGACUCAGUAUCGGCUCAACAUCUUCCAGAAUCAUAUCAUCAGUUGGCCUCUCCGGGUGCUUCCAUUUAUCAUCACGAUCAUCAUCAUCAUCAUGGGGGAUCGGCUUCCAUUUUGGCUGGAACUGGACAUGCUCAUGUGCAUCAUAAUCGCAAUUGCCAUGCCACCAUCCAGUGUCCCAAUUCUGUGAGUCCGACCUAUGCAUCCGAUGGACAUUACUGCUAUAAGCUUAACAACCCCUGCGACCUGGCCAUUGCCAACUGCAAGCGUCGCAAUGAGCUGAAAUCCGUCCUAAGGCAUAUCAGUCAUGGCGAGUGCCAUCAUCUGCCUAGAAGUCAGAUACCCUACUAAGUCCGCCCUUAACAAGAUGAAUAAUCCACUGACCAAACAAGAAACUACUUGAUAUAUUUUCUGUUACUUUUUCUGUUAAAAAUAAAGGCAUUUUUUAAAGAAUUGUUAAAUAUA
Molecule: messenger RNA, 802 nt
Organism: Drosophila obscura
Lineage: Eukaryota; Metazoa; Arthropoda; Insecta; Diptera; Drosophilidae
Product: histidine-rich protein PFHRP-II
Exons: 2
Coding region: 74-688 (204 amino acids)
Source: RefSeq, a predicted model, not a curated record